Coregonus clupeaformis (lake whitefish) is the source of this 3577-nucleotide messenger RNA. RefSeq names its product phosphatidylinositol 4,5-bisphosphate 5-phosphatase A-like. Bases 563 to 2707 code for a protein of 714 amino acids. The record is from RefSeq and is a predicted model, not a curated record. Gene Ontology annotation, molecular function: phosphatidylinositol-3,4,5-trisphosphate 5-phosphatase activity; phosphatidylinositol-4,5-bisphosphate 5-phosphatase activity. NCBI's taxonomy places the organism in Eukaryota, Metazoa, Chordata, Actinopteri, Salmoniformes, Salmonidae. Gene Ontology annotation, biological process: phosphatidylinositol dephosphorylation; negative regulation of peptidyl-serine phosphorylation. The transcript has 13 exons. Gene Ontology annotation, cellular component: ruffle; cytoplasm; plasma membrane.
CGCGUAGUGGACGUUCGCGUACGGAACCGGCCGAAAGAGUGUUCACAUUCACAAUUUAAAGGGCAUAGGCUACCAAACAGUCCAAGCCCUAACGGUUUAAUCGACGCAGUAUUUGCAUUCGGCGUGUAACGGUUGUUCUAUCGUUCAGACUAUAAACUGAUAAGCGCAACGGGUGAAUAUGGACGUACGCCUGGUUUGUUUAUGAAAUGUAGCCUAUGUUUCUCUCGUGAGCGUGGAUUUGGAACCUUGCAAAAGUUCACUUGGUAGCUCACCUGCUCUCUAUCGCCAGUGUGGAACGGGCUGUGAUGCGGAUGGUUUCAUUUGAAGAAAGUCAGGCAGGUCUGAUAUUAUAACAGUAUUGUAACGGGGAAGGCUAUUUAAACCUCAUCCUCUGACAAGGCGUAAAUACAGUAAUAGCUCAGACCUAUUCAUCCUCAGGAGAGGUUGCGCCGAAUAAGCAUCAAGCUAUACUCUAACUAACCAAGCAUUCAUUCGGAGGGGUUAUCUCGUCGCCUGUCAUUCUUUCAUCUGUAAUAUUGACUGAACAGUGAGUUUCUGGGAGAUGGAUCCUGACAACAAGAACCAAAGCCAACCUCACGCUGAGAACCCAUCUGGACGAGCAGAGGUUUUAACCCCCACUCCAGCAGCACCUCCAGGCACAGAAGCGCCAACCUCUGAACCCUGCGCCUCUGCUCCUGCUCCUCAACCGUCAGUCCCAGCGCGGCCUCGACGGCCUCAGAGGACCCCCAGAGUAGAGGGCUCUGUGGACGUCUGUGAGCCCAAACCUCCAGAGGCCAACCAGGACAGAUCCACUCCUGAUGCUCCAGCUGGGGCCAGACGUUAUAAGCCCUUGCGGCCUGGAGCAACCAAGCCCCCUGGGGGACCUGGUGGGCCUGGGGGGGCCACUGAAACCACUCUGAAGGCUGGCCCUAAAGUCCCAGGCCACCCCCCAGGGGCCCGGAGCCCCAUCUCAAUGAGGGCAGCCUCAGUGCCCCAGCCACCGUCCUCCAGGCCUAUACCUCCCCACCUCAACCCUCAUGCCCAGAGGGCCUUCUCUGUGUCGGGCACCGCGGACACUCAGGCCCAGGUGGUAGAAGACUUCAGGGUGCACAUAAUCACAUGGAAUGUGGGCGGUGCCAUGCCGCCGGAUGACAUCACUGCUCUGCUGGGAUUACACAUUGGGGAUGGAAACACAGACAUGUAUAUCAUUGGGCUACAGGAAGUCAACUCCAUGAUCAACAAAAGGCUGAAAGACGUUCUCUUCACAGACCAAUGGAGUGAUGCCUGCAUGGAGAGACUCAGCCCCUUCGGAUACAUACUGGUGACGUCCCAGCGGAUGCAGGGUGUGUUGCUGCUGGUGUUUGCUAAGUACUACCACCUCCCCUUCCUUCGAGGGGUGCAGACAGAGACCACCCGCACUGGCCUGGGGGGCUACUGGGGUAAUAAAGGGGGUGUGAGUGCGCGCAUGUCUGUGUUUGGUCACACCAUCUGUUUCCUGAACUGCCACCUGCCGGCCCACAUGGAGAACUCGGAGCAGCGCAUGGAGGACUUUGAGAGCAUCCUGCAGCAGCAGCAGUUUGAAGGCCAGGCUGCCACAGGGGUGCUCGACCACGAUGUGGUGUUCUGGUUUGGAGAUCUGAAUUUCCGCAUUGAUGAACUGGAGAUUCCAGCAGUGAAAACAGCCAUUGAUAACAACAAACUCACCAUGCUGUGGGAGAAAGACCAGCUGAACAUGGCCAAAGACAGCGAGAUGGUGCUGGAGGGCUUUCUGGAGGGACCUCUCAAGUUCCCCCCCACUUACAAGUUUGACGUGGGGACAAAUACAUACGAUACAAGUGGGAAGAAGCGUAAGCCUGCGUGGACAGACAGGAUCCUGUGGCGUCUGAGGGCCACAGCUCCCCUUGGGCCGGCCUCUAAUGCUGGGAAGAGAGGCUCUAUGUCAGGGCUGAGCAGCGGGACCAAGGUCACCCAGCACUUCUACCGCAGUCACAUGGAGUACAUGGUCAGCGACCACAAGCCUGUCUCUUCCAUCUUCACCCUGCAGUUCCCCUAUAAGGUGGACAUGCCCCUGGUGACGAUCAUGGUGGAGGAUGAGUGGAACAGCAUUGCAGACGCCACCUGCACUUUCAAGGCUGCGCCUAAUUUCGCUCGCAGCUCCUGGGACUGGAUUGGGCUGUACAAGGUGGGAUUCAAACACCAUAAGGACUAUGUAGGCUAUGUGUGGGCCAAGCAGGAGGAGGCAGAUUACCAUAGAGUAGAACACGAGGUGACCUUUACUGAGGAAGAGUUGCCCAAGGGCUCAGGAGACUUCAUUUUGUGUUACUAUAGCAACAACACGAGCACCCUCGUGGGUGUGACAGAGCCUUUUCAGAUCCAGCUGCCCACCUCCAGCCCCGCCGGUAGCCCCUCUGACGACAGUUCUGACUUCACCUCUGAGGAUGACAGCACAGUGGUCGGUAUGAAGAACAAGUCCUGCAGUCCCAGCCCCCGGAAAAAGAAGCACAGAACCCGACAUAGCCAUAGCCGCAGUCCUAGCCACAGCCGUAGCCGCAGUGGCAGCCCUGCUCUGCCCGAAAUGAAGGGCCUCAAGCUGCAGCCUGGCUCGGCCCACAACACCGCUGAUGGCUCUGUCUCUGGCAACGCCCCAGAGGGUACGGAUGGGGAGAAGGAGAAGGCCUCAGCUGAGGCUGGGAAUACAGGGUUGUGAUGGAGCCCCUGUUAUCCUGCUCUCACAUAACCAACUCUGUGUGGUUUCUUUAUCUAUGAUGCACUGUACUGUAUUGUAUGUUUCCUUUACUGAAAAUUUACAUUUUCGGGUGCCAUUUGUUUCAGGACUGGGGUUAGGCUUCUGGUGCAGGAAGACUACUUUGUCUUGUGUGAUUUUUCUUAACCUGUUUUCAAAUGUAUAUCUCUCUGUAGGUUCUCUCAUUCCUCUCUCACACUCUGUCACUCUUCCCUCUCAGGCGUAGAAAAUACAGGGAGCUUUUGGCUGAUUUGAAUAGGUCCUUACAUGGCAAAUCAUUACCAAAUCCCAGGCAGAGGCAAAUGGCCACCAAAUGCAUUUUGGGUCCAUAUCGGCAGUUGUUUCACAGAUAUUUUGAAGCAGCAUAAUAUUUGCCCCUCUAUAUCAGCCCUGGUGGCUUAGUCAGCAGAUUAGCAUGUGUGUGAGCAUGAGGAAAUGGUGUCUCCUGAUGAGGUGAACGAUUAGUUUGACUCCCAAAGGGAACAUUGCUCGCAAAUAGGAAUAAUCCCUAUUUGCUUUAGCAAGUCCUGUCCUACAUUUCAAUACUGCAUUGUGUCUACUGCUACAUACAUUCUCUAAGGGACCCGGCCGGUUACCAUGGAAAAAUCCAACAACCCCUUGUGAGUUGUGAGCUCUCCUCUGAGCGGAAGGUCUUUUUUGUAAAACUAUCCUGAGGCCUGACUGCAUGGGUCACUUAAAUGCCAUGAUGAAAAAAUAAGGUAAAAAAUGGCAAUGUUCACCUUUAGGGUACUGGUGUUUCCAGUUCUCCUCUUUCCUUCCCUCCUCACCUCUCGCUCUCUCUUUCUCUCUCUCUCUCUCUCUCUCUCUCUCUCU